AAGUAUGGCGCUUUAACUGCAGUUACAGUCCUCAGCAUAUUUCUGCUGAGGAAGUGGAUUGCGGGUGGGGUCUGCUGCAGCCAAACCCGCCUGUAUGGGAAGAUAGUGUUAAUUACUGGUGCCAAUACUGGUAUUGGGAAGGAGACAGCAAAAGACAUGGCCCUUAGAGGUGCACGGGUGGUAAUGGCAUGUCGGGACCUGACCCGGGGAGAGAAGGCCGCGGCUGAGAUACGACGGUCAACCCGGAAUGGGAACGUUGUGGUGCGGCACUUAGACUUGGCCUCCCUGUACUCUGUCAGGCAGUUUGCCAAGGAAUACAUUGCCACCGAGGACCGGCUGGACAUACUUAUCAACAAUGCUGGUGUUAUGAUGUGCCCCAAAUGGCUGACAGAGGAUGGCUUUGAGACACAACUAGCUGUCAAUCACCUGGGGCAUUUUCUGUUGACCAAUCUCCUCCUGCCAAAAAUAAAGCUCUCAGCUCCCAGUCGUGUUGUGAAUGUGUCCAGCAUAGCGCACAGGGGCGGAAAGAUCCACUUUGAUGAUCUUAGCUUUGAAAAGACACCAUACAGCGCAGUGGCUAGCUACCGGCAGAGUAAGCUGGCCAAUGUGCUUUUCUCCAGGGAACUGGCACGGCGGUUGAAAGGCACGGGGGUCACGUCAUACAGCCUGCACCCUGGGGUGAUCCGCACCGAGCUGAGCCGACACGUGGAGACGUGGUUCCCCCUGCUGAAGGCACUGCUCACCGCUCCCUCCAUCCUCCUGAUGAAGACCGCCAGAGAGGGCGCCCAGACCUCCAUUUACUGCGCCGUGACUGAGGGACUGGAGGACAGGUCAGGGUGCUACUUCAGUGACUGCGCUGUGAAGGAGCCUGCUGCUGAGGGGAGAGAUGACCUGGCAGCCCUGAGGCUGUGGGAGGUCAGCUCACGACUGGUGGGCCACACAGAAGAGCACUGA
Molecule: messenger RNA, 954 nt
Organism: Conger conger (European conger)
Lineage: Eukaryota; Metazoa; Chordata; Actinopteri; Anguilliformes; Congridae
Gene: crdhl
Product: retinol dehydrogenase 12
Exons: 7
Coding region: 157-954 (265 amino acids)
Source: RefSeq, a predicted model, not a curated record